GGUCUCCUAACGCCGCCCGCGUCCCCGCUGGAGCUCCUGGAAGCCAAGCCCAAGCGCGGCCGCCGCUCCUGGCCCCGCAAGCGCACGGCCACUCACACCUGCAGCUACGCCGGCUGCGGCAAGACCUACACCAAGAGCUCGCACCUCAAGGCGCACCUGCGCACUCACACAGGCGAGAAGCCCUACCACUGUAACUGGGACGGCUGUGGUUGGAAGUUCGCGCGCUCAGACGAGCUCACGCGUCACUACCGCAAGCACACGGGCCACCGGCCUUUCCAGUGUCACCUGUGCGACCGUGCCUUCUCACGCUCGGACCACCUGGCCUUGCACAUGAAGCGACAUAUGUAACCCGGAUGUCCUGCCCACCUGCCCGUGCGCGGCCGUGGCGGGUCCCAUGUGCCGGGUGCGACACCCCCCUCUCUCCCCUUUCCAAACUGUGAUUGAUAUUUAUUGGAUCUGAGGACCGGGCUGGGCACAGUGUGGCCACGGAGGGGCUCUCCCGACGACGAUGACGACGCCACCGCCCCAGCCUCCAUGGUGACUGAAGACCCUGGUGGGAAAAGACCAUGACUCCCUCCUUGACGAGUUUUGUUUUUCAAAAUGGUGCAAUAAUUAAGUGUCGUCUUCCCUCCCACCCGGUCUGCACUAGAGGAUCGCGGCUCGGAUGCCUUGUGAACAAUUCAGCAAUAAUUUGUACUGUCUGCGACGUUUUUUAUAAUAUUGUACAUAGUGACUGUGACCGAUAUUGUAUUACUGUAAAUAGGGGACAGAGAAACGUCAUGACUGGUGUUUUUUUAAAUGACUUUCUGGCUUUUUUUUUUAAUUAAAAAGUUUUUUUUUUUUUUUAAU
Messenger RNA from Tupaia belangeri chinensis (Chinese tree shrew), 849 nucleotides. RefSeq names its product KLF transcription factor 2 (gene KLF2). The record is from RefSeq and is a predicted model, not a curated record. Lineage: Eukaryota; Metazoa; Chordata; Mammalia; Scandentia; Tupaiidae. Gene Ontology annotation, biological process: regulation of transcription by RNA polymerase II. Gene Ontology annotation, molecular function: DNA-binding transcription factor activity, RNA polymerase II-specific; RNA polymerase II cis-regulatory region sequence-specific DNA binding.